Messenger RNA from Gallus gallus (chicken), 10578 nucleotides. It is a transcript of the gene GABRP, whose product is annotated as gamma-aminobutyric acid type A receptor pi subunit. Gene Ontology annotation, molecular function: neurotransmitter receptor activity; GABA-A receptor activity; extracellular ligand-gated monoatomic ion channel activity. The transcript is spliced from 12 exons. Gene Ontology annotation, cellular component: neuron projection; synapse; membrane. Gene Ontology annotation, biological process: signal transduction; monoatomic ion transmembrane transport; chemical synaptic transmission. The coding region runs from base 4481 to 5818 and encodes 445 amino acids. NCBI's taxonomy places the organism in Eukaryota, Metazoa, Chordata, Aves, Galliformes, Phasianidae. The record is from RefSeq and is a predicted model, not a curated record.
AUCUCUGCUGUUACCGUAUUUGUGGGAAGCUGGGAUGGAUCCAGAGCCUUCUAGAAGGAUGGUACAUUACUGCAAGGUGCUGAUUUUAGAGAAUCAAGAUAGAUGUAUUUAUUGAAGCCCAGGGUUAGAUAUUGCAAAAUUACUUCCAAGUUCUCAGGUUUUUGUUCUGGACUUUUGAAAACCGAUGUUGCAGAGUAGGUAACUUAGCAGUGUGUGCUUCAUUUCGCAUUAAGCUGUGAUAACAAUGCUCACAUCUUUAAGGACGUCUGCUACAAACAAGCAGUUGAGCUGUUUUCUGUAUCAGUCUCCUUUUAAAAUGAAGCAUGAGCAAACAAGAGGCGUUUUGAAAGGAAAAGAAGGUAGAUUUCAGUUAGAAGGAAUACUUGGUGGUGGUUUCAGCAAUAAAGCAAACAGUGCUUAAGCCGAGUCUUACCGUGGCAGUGAAUAUUUCAUGCACGUCACACAAUAAUGUGAAGAAUGCAAAGCCAGGAAGAGCGGGGAAUGUAUUUUGGAAGCUGCAAACCCAAAAAGGAGAAAUUCUGAAUUUGAAGACUCACAUUUCUGAGAGCACAUCGGCCUUAAUCUCCGUUUGGAACAGAAAUCUCAUUACAGCCAGAGAAAAGGAUAUUCCAGGGCUGGAGGAGCCCAGCUCAGCGGGGCGGAAAAGAUCACUGCAGAAACUCAUGUGACAUUGCAGAGACCUGUAGGUAAUUUUAGAUGCUGCAAAAGCAGCGUUCGGAGAUGUAACGGACAGGAGGAGGUGUACUGUUCCUUUAGUGACCCUUUGUGAUGGGUUUGGUGCAGCACUCAGGAUGCUUUGUGUGACCUCCGUGAUGACAGCAGCCCAACGCCUUGCUGGCUGCCACGUGCGUCUGCACAGGAAAAGAUGCCCUGUUUUGGGUUGGAGGAAAGUUAGUGGCAAUGGGCUGAAGCCUGCUUGGGGUAGGGGCUGGAGGUGCCUCACGGUGCUGACAGAGUCUGGACGAGAUAGACAGAGCCCUGUGCGGGUCUGUGUGUUACAGAGGAGGGCGAGCAGAGAAAUGUGGCACAGCUGGUCAGACCUGUUCCCCGCGCUGGGAUUUUUCCUCCUUUGUCUCUUUCUUCACACUUGGCAAAGAGGGGAGAAAUAGCUGUUGUCUGGCUGGUCUUCUAUGGUUUCGCUCUCCAGGUAUUUUUAGUGUGCUGAUAUAUGGGCAGCCGGGCCCUGACUGCCUGCUCCUUGUUUGUUUUCAAGGAGAGGCAGCUCUGCAGCUCCCCCACAGCCCCGGCUUCCGUGCACAGCCCACGUGGAGUCCAGAACUGCCCCUGGGCACAGCCGCUUGGCAAAUAGGCUCAGACUGCCAUGGGCAGCAGGCUGUCCCCAUCCCACAGCUCCAGGCACUUCUGUGUGCUCCCCCUGCCCAGAGCUGCACAAUGAUCCGAUACUCCCAUUUUUGAGAGGAUGCAGUAGAUGUCAGUCAGCAACACUGCCCAGAAAACAGUACCGUGUCAGCAUGGUCUGAAUUUCCCAGUAUAAUACUUACUGUUUUUUCUUCCCCUCUUAGCUUAAUGAAUGACAUUUUGGUGUUAAAAGAGCCUUUGAGGGCUCCUGUGGCUUUGCUGCAGGAGCAGCCAUCUGCUUUCUGCAGUUGAGUCGUGCAAUGCUCAGGGCUUGGAAUGCUGUUGGUGCAUUGCAGCCGUGUCCUUUGGUGGUUCCAAGGCAGUGAGGAGAGCUCCCAUGCUGGUCCGCCAGUGGCCCCAUGGGGGCUGGUGUUCACCAUGGAGGGAAGAUGGUUUUCCUUCUUUCGGAUACAGGUAAUUCAGUUUGUACAUUUUGGGGGGCAAAAAAUAAAAAAAUAGCACAGUGUGUUGUGGAGGUGAGGAUGGGGUGCUCUCGUUGUACAGUAGUACAGAAUUGAAGCUCAGAUUUGGAUUGCAAAUAGCCUGUGGUGGAGUGAUUCAGCCAAGAAUGGGCAGUGGUUUUGGAUCUCAGUGAGCAGCUGGGACCUACUGAGCAGUCUGACGUACACCACUGAAGUACUGUAUGCUGUGCCACGGAAGGAUGGCUUCCUGGCCCCCCUUCCUCCCAUUUCUCGAAUAUUCUGCUCAACUGUUUUUGUAAUAGGUGCAGUUUUACCCCGACCAAAAUAUACAGAUGAGAAAGCAACGGUAGCGCUGGAGGAUUGGUGGAGGAUUGGUGGAGGAUGCCUUUGGGCCCAGACUGCAGGGGUCAGGAAACACACUGCCACCUCCAUACCGCCUCGCAUGACUGAUGGAAUGGAUGGCUGUGCUUUGUUCUUGCUCAGGCCACGUCUACCUGGCGGCUGCAGACACCCCACGCCUGGCUCUCCCACGGUGCACCUGAGUUGGCUGCAGAGAACCAGGAUGGCUCUGCAGGGCAGCGCUGUGUGGGCUCACCAAAUCAGGCACACAACUUCCGAGAAGCUCUGCGGUCCCAGCGCUGCACCCCACUGUGGGGGAGGUGUUUUUGCUAAGGAGGCACCAGGUACUGACUGCUGCUGCAGGGCAGGGCUCUGCUGUUAGCAACUGAUGCUCAGAAAAAGAGAUGCAAAUCCGUGUCAUUUCUAAGAGGAUCAUUUCAACUUUUAUCUCCUUGGCUCUGUAAGGGAUAAACUUGGUAUUUUCCAAGCGUGUCCCUUCAACUGAAAUUUAGAAACAUUGUGGGAAGAAGCUCUGUGCACAGGUUUCAGCACUACAAAUGAUCGCUUUCACCAUCUAUUGCCAUGCUGCUGAGGUACUCUGUCUGAAGCACGUCACAUACUGUGGCAUUCUGCUUCAGUGCUGUCCCAACAGCUUGGCAUCUGAUGCGAAGCAGAGAUAAACUCAUUUAAAAUACCUUAAUGUGGCAAUAGAAGGCAGUUGUUGAUAGUUACGUUAGUGACAGCGUUGGUUCUCUUCCUUCUCUUGCAGUCGUGGUGCAGUGCGUGCGUUCUGCAGGCAGAUGUAUGGCCCUGUCAUAAACAAGUUCCUUGGGAGUGCACCGAGGCCUGGGGUGCCGCCGGUCCCACGGGGACACUGCUCAGUACUUUUCCAGUUGCACUGUAACUGCUUUGGGUGUGUGUGAUCUGCUGCAAAUGUGGCUGCAGCAGUAAAUGGGACAGAGGGCCUUUUGGGACACACUGGGUGCCUUCUCUGUGUCGGUGACCAAUGCCAUACAGGUUGUUGGUGUUCUCCAUCAGGUUAGAAAUGGCUCGGAUUUUUGGUCAUAGGAACUGGCAGUGUUAUUUGUGCCAGGGCCUGGAAGUACUCCGGUACUGUAACCACACUUAAGCAUACCACAGAACCAUAGAAUGGCCUGGGUUGAAAAGGACCACAAUGAUCAUGGAGUUCCAACCCCCUGCUAUGUGCAGGGUCACCAACCAGCAGACCAGGCUGCCCAGAGCCACAUCCAGCCUGGCCUUGAAUGCCUGCAGGGAUGGGGCAUCCACAGCCUCCUUGGGCAACCUGUUCCAAUGCAUCACCACUGCCUGGGGCCCACAGAGCUGGCUGGGGACCCCAUCCGUAGCUGUACUGAACUGUGCAAAUGCUGGUAAGUCUUUGCAUUUCCUGAGAUUUCAAACCCAAAGGAGAGAUUGCAAUUACUAUUUUCUUUAAUCCCUUCAAAACGUUUUCACACCUGCAUGUUUUUCAGGCUGCUUCACAUCCUGCCGUAAUUCCGAGCCAAGUUAAUGUUUCACACUGGGCUGCAUUAAGUUGGAUAAAGCAGUAUUUCCUCACUCAUUGUGUAACAACAGUUAUCCUUUUACACUGUCCCCACUACGUUAUGCUGAUAAAGACAAAAAAGCAUUGCUUGAUACACAACGCAGGUAAGUUUCUGUUCUGCACUGUCUAUUGCUGAGGCAUUUUUGAGACUGUGAAGCCCAGCCUAUUUGAAGCAAUGAAAGCUGCCUAUCUCCUGGCAAACCUACCACAACUGCUUUGUAAGUGAAACAUAGAGCUAAGCCACGUAAACAUCAGUGAUUUUUCCACCUUGCUUUGUUUCUCCCCAAAGCAGAAAAUACUUGGUCCUUGGAAAUUGGUCUCAGAGAUUAUUCAAAUGCUGUAUGAUUAAGCCUUUCAGAGAUGUCCUUUCCAAGGAGGCACCAAGCACUUCCACUCCUGGGCCUGAUGCAGCUGACAAGUGUGUGCUCACGUGGCUGUGUGCUGAAGAGGACGUGGUGGCUGAGCGCUGGUGGGGCUGGGACUCGAGGUGUAACACAGCAAGAGCCUCAGGUUGUAUUAUCUCUAAGAUGAAGUUAAGAAGAUGCACAAGAAUCAAGAUGUGAUCAUUGGGGGCUGAUGUGCACGCAGAUAAAGUAGCAUUUUCAGUUCUCUGCUAGCACGGAUCAGCCUAUUAAGGAAUCAUCCCCCAGAGCAUUGGCCGGCUCCAGGAGGAUCCCCACCAGCUGCAUUGCCGUGGAGCAGAGCCUGGCCCAUACGGAGACAGAGCCAGAACCACAACCACAGAAGAGCAGAGCAAAUACUGAAAUCAUCCCCAGAGAUGUUCUGCAGAUAUUUUUGUUUCUUCAGUCUGUGUCUUUUCCUUCAAACACAAAGGAAAUGCUCACUGGGACGUGCAUCCAGCUUGGGUGGCAGUGACGCAGCAUCCCUCCCUGGAUUUGAGAACCUCACAAUGGGAUACAACAAAUACCUCAGGCCCUACUUUGGUGGAGAACCUGUUCAAAUUGCAAUGAGCCUGGACAUUGCCAGUAUUUCCAGUAUAUCCGAGAGUGACAUGGAUUACACAGCUACCAUCUACUUGCGGCAGCGCUGGACAGAUCCCCGCUUAGUCUUUCAUGGCAACAAAAGCUUCACGCUGGAUGCUCGUCUAGUGGAAUUGCUCUGGGUACCAGACACGUACAUUGUGGAGUCAAAAAGGUCCUUCCUGCACGAUGUCACUGUGGGGAACCGCCUCAUCAGAUUGUUCUCUAAUGGCACUAUCUUAUAUGCCUUAAGAAUUACUACUACUGUUGCUUGUAACAUGGACCUGUCAAAGUAUCCCAUGGACACACAGACAUGCAGACUGCAGCUAGAGAGCUGGGGAUAUGAUGAAAAUGAUGUCAUCUUCACAUGGUUGAGAGGAAAUGACUCUGUCCAUGGCAUAGAAAAGUUGCGGUUGUCUCAGUACACAGUGGAACGUUACUACACCCUCAUCUCAAAGUCACAGCAGGAAACAGGCAGUUACCCACGACUAAUACUGCAGUUUGAGCUGAGAAGAAAUGUCCUUUACUUCAUUUUGGAGACCUAUGUGCCAUCUACUCUGCUUGUUAUGCUGUCCUGGGUUUCUUUUUGGAUCACGCUGGAUUCAGUGCCUGCAAGAACCUGCAUUGGAGUAACAACUGUGCUUUCCAUGACAACUCUGAUGAUUGGCUCACGAAGUUCACUUUCAAAAACCAACUGUUUUAUUAAGGCCAUUGAUGUUUACCUUGGCAUCUGCUUCACCUUCAUCUUUGGUGCCCUCGUGGAAUAUGCAGUUGCUCACUACAGCUCUUCACAAAAACAUACAGCUAAAACACCUCAACAGGGGCCUGCAAAUGAACUUACUAAAGAAAUGGAAGAAAUCAACAUCACUAGCAUCCUCAGCAGCUCCAUCACCAGCUAUAAGAAGCAAAUCAGUUUUACAGGCAUUGAGAUUUCCAGUGAUAAUAUUAACUGCAGUGACUUGACUAUGAAAACUCAUGAGAAAAUCAAAUGCUUCUUGAGAAACAAAAUGUCCAGGAUUAUCGGUUAUUUCACAAUUCAGAACCCCAGUAAUGUAGACCACUACUCUAAACUGCUUUUUCCGUUGUUUUUUAUGCUGGUCAAUGUGUUUUAUUGGGCUUAUUAUUUAUAUUUUUAGUAGGAAUGGGUUUUCGUGUUCUCCCACUUCAGUGGGAAAGGAAUCCUGCCAAUGGUCAUCUAGGUAUCUAACCCCAGUGAAUCCAGCAUAGACAAAAUGUUCUGUGUUUCCUGAGGUCUGGAGCAAAAGAGUGGAUGGGGUAUGUGAGAUGCAAAGUCUUCAUGCUUCAGCAUUAGCAACAAUGACUGUGGACACUUGCUUGUUCAGCCGAGUGGCUUUGCUGGGCUCUUGGCUGGUAUGGGCUCUUCAUUCCAGCAUCCAGCUUCUCUGGCCAGGGAUGGAUAUGUAGGACUGCAUGUGGCAGUCCACAGAUUACUAGAGGUAGCAAAAUUAUCCUGAUAACCUGAAGUGGAUUGGAACCUACCUUCUUGUUCAGAUCUCUAUGAGGAUGUAUGAUUAUAGCUGUUCUGUGUUUGCCAGAGAUAACAGUAGCAGAGAGACUGUGACUGCCAUCUCAAUAGCUCCUCUGUUCAAAUAAGUGAACCCAAAGGCAGCAGUGUGCUGUGCGCAGAGGAAUGGCUCCCGUGCACGGUACUUCCCUGUCCCGGGGGUGAUGCAGUGCCAGAGCAGUGAUUUCAGUAAUGCUGGCAGCAGCAAAGUUGUAUGCCUUGCUGUUUUUAAUACCUGGCAGACUCGGUGAGGUAAUCCUCAUUUGCUGAAGUUACCCAUCCCUGAGACAGAUGGAUGGGCUCUUCAUUUGUAAAGAUGUUGUUGUUGCUGUUGUUUGUUUUGCUUUUUUUCCCCCCCAGAGUUUUGGGUACAGAGUCUAUGGGCAACAAAAGCCUUUUAUAACACAUCUCACACUCUUCCUGUUGCACUGCUUACUGUUGUGCUGCAGUUGAGCAGACUUCACUCCCUUCCUUGUCUUCCUCACAAAUAGAUUGUUCUUCAUCCUGGAGAGUGCCUUCAGCCUUCACUGUUAUAAGUAGCCCUUGUUUCUUGUCAGUCCUGCAAGAGGGGCCAAUUUGCUGUCCCUCUUUAUAUAUGGUUCUGCAGCUGUGGCGAGUCAGCAGCUUUGUUGGGUGAAAAAUCCAUGAGUGGGGAUAAAGGCACAAUGAUCCAAAUCAGCUUUUUCCUCUCUAUUUAAGUCUGACAAAGUGUUAGGUUUCUGCAGAAAUUCAUAUCCUAAGCAAGCUGUGGAAACUGCCAGUUGGCUUCACUUACACUGCAACUAACAGGACCGAGAGCUCUGUUAUAGAAAUAAAUGAGAUACACCCCUCAAAUGCUGAAUGGGAACCAAAUGGCACUUGGUACUGUGUAUCUUCAGGCUAUUAGAAGGGUCUUCAUUUCCCGAUUUUAAAAUCAAUGUUUUAUGGCAGACUUUUUUCCCUCCUUUUUGGUUCAUGCAACUUUCAUUGCUUUGAGAGUAUCAUCUUGCAGUUUUGUAGGCAAAACAGUAAUUGCCUGUAGUGGCUGCCAGUCAGCAGGAGUUUGGGCUGAACGAGGUCUCUCAGCAUGCAGUUUAUAUUCUAGUCUCAUGCAUGCAGGCGUCUCUUACUGGGACUUGCUAUAGAAGGUGGGCAAAGCACGUGAAACUAUAGAUUAUUAUUUUUUUUUUACUUUAAUAACUUUUUAUUGAACCACCUCACCACGCUAUAUUGUGAAGGAUCUAAGCCACAUAUUCAUAAAUCAUAGAUUUUACAAAGAGCAGCACAAAAAGACAAAGGGGAACAGACUUACAGUGGCAAGUGAAUAAACACAAACUCUAAUAAUGAAAUGUUGGCUUGUAUAUACUGGCAUUUAAACUCCAUUCCAUAAAAUGUAAUAAAGUGAAUAUUGGUGAUAUGAACACAAACCCCCAGAGAGAUCCUCUAUUAAAAAAAAAAAAUCAUUGCCUUCUUACUGUGUCAAUUUCUUUCUUUAAAACCCAACUAAAAUGCCCUUGUGCGCUCCGUAACAGCUGCCAAAUAUUAAUGUUAACAAAAGGAAUUUCUUUGUACAUUAUAGCAGAAGACGUAUGAAUUGCCUGAGCUGCCACUCUCAAUGCUUGCUUUCCAUUGAUGCUGCUUUUCUAUUUUACUUUUUUAUUAUUCUAUGGCUUUGAGGUUGCUCAGGACUGGUUCUAAGUUACCCAUCUGUGCAGCAAAGUGUCCUUCACAGACUGGGAACAGUGAAAGGCAUGUUGUCUUGAAAAGCAUCAGCUCUAUCUAUCUGCUGAUUUUUAAAUGCAUAGAGGGAGGAAGAGAAAAUGGUAAGGUAAGAGAAGAAUUUUUUUUUUCAGUGCCAUAUGAAAAUAUUACUAAGAAGCUACUGGAGUGGACAAAGAAAACAUCUAACUUAAAAAACAAACAAACUCAGUAUAUAGAAAGUAUGCGUUCCUGCUUUAUUUGCUCUAAUAGAUCAUUUUUACUACUAGUAAUGGACUUUGCUGCAUUAUAAAUAUUACAUCACAUGUUUGGCUGCUGUAACAUGAGGUCCUACGUCUGUGGCCUGAGCAGUCCUGAGGCCAAUUUCAGCAGUCAAACCCACUCUCAGCAAGGAAUAGAUAGCAAAAGUACGAGACAAAGUAAGUAAGCCACCUAUGCUUCAUCUUACUGCAGGUACUACAGGUUGGGCAUACUGGAGGGACCAAAGUUCAUUUUUGCAAUUGCACAUUCUAUAUUGAAGCAAGUCAACUCAACUUCCCCAGUACCCUGGAGUAGCCCCAUGUUAUUGCUGGUAUUGCUGUGGUCCCACAUAUGGUUCUUGGUGGAGACAGAUGACCAUCAUGAGCCCAUUUUUCUUCUUCAGAGCGGUCAGGAUGGUGCACUGCAUGAUCCUGUCCCUUUCAGAUGUUGUCUAACAUAAGCUAGAAGCACCACUAAGUUCAAGAUGGGAGACUUUCAUAUUCUGAUAGAUAUAUAGUACAGUGCAAUUUCUGUUUCUGGUUUCCAAAGGUAAGCCCUGAUACCUUGACAGACAUCAAAUGGAAAUCCUCCUUUUGCACAAAGAACUGCUAUGUAACACGUACACUGCUGGUGAGAGCAAGGCCACAGGUAAGCCCUGCACACAGGCUCUGGUUUGCUUAAGGGGCCAGCCUUGUUGUAUGCUUCAUAGGGAACAAGAGGAGUUCUAAGCAGCAGCCCACUCUCUGAAAGAUCCCUGGUCUCCAAGUUAACCUGAGCUGGGAGCUGUUUCAUCUCCCACUGCUGGACAGCACUGGCACCACAGAUGUGGAAGAGCUACAGGACCCAAUAUCUGCCCCUAAUAUUCCCUGUUCUAUCAUGGUGCCAAUUUGUUUGUGCUCUUGGCCAAAUGGAAAUGUAUGAAGGAAAAGACUGACCUGCUUUUUCUGAGAUGAUUUUGCAGGGAUGGUCUGGUUUGCUAUAGCCUUUCCUUACAAGUAUUUCCUGAAGCCGUAACUUUUGGAUUUUAUUUUUUUUUAAAUAAACAUUUGCAUGCACUUCAAGCCUUUGCAGAGAGAUGGUUGUGAAUGCAUUUAUAGAAUCCUUUAGGUUAAAAAAGACCCACAGGAAAACAUGCUGCCUUCAGGUGAUGCAAAUGCUGUAUCUGGUGCAACCCAGAGAAAAAUUAUGCCUUAAAGUAUGCUAUGUAGAGUUGUCGUAGCUAGUGUGGACCAAAAGCAGUCAAGCCACAACAGCAUCAAGUAUUUUGGGGAUUAUCUGACUAGUUUAAAAUAUGAAACCACUGUACUAUAGAGAAGGGUUUGAACAGAUUACCACAGCCCUUGUCUAGUGCUAAUGUGUAUGUUAGAGAGUAACUGACUGAUACAUACAUAUCAUCUUCAAGUGCAUCCCAGCGUCAUCCUGCUUCCUUCCACAUCCCCCACCUUUGUUUUUCCCAACUCUUCUCGUGCCCUCUUCACCCCAGCACAAGCAGGUCCUGUGCUGCAGCAGCCAGCAGCCUGAGCUUGUAGAUUAUUUUUGCAUUUUCAGGAGGAUGAUGUGUUCAGCUAAGGAAUCCUAUUGUUUCAGAACAUGUGGUUUACAUUAUGAUUUCUGAAAGGUAUUUCUAUACAUAUAUGCUACCAUCCGCUGCUUGCAUUUUUAAAAGGUUAAUUCCAUCUCAAACCUAUUAAUUGAAUGAGUAGCAGAAAGCACUUAUUUGCUUAUGGCAUUUAGUGUCACAGCACACAGCUAGCUAGAAAACCAUCUUUCCUUGCAAAAGCUAUAUAAUGCUGGUAAUUAGCAGAGUUACGCUCCACAUUUUCAAUGAAAUAACUUUUCAUUGUUUUACAUUAUGAUCUACUGUUAAAUCUAGAAUCAGAAAAUGGGCUUCUUGUAAAUCUGAGGUGAGUAUUAAGUCUGUAAUGAAUGUUUCUUACUUUCGAGUUCUGUGUCCUAAACAGUACAGUUCUCAGGAAAGUUCCUGUGGUCUAAAUCUGUUUUCAGUUGUCAUGCUAGAUGAGCACUCCAGAGAAUUCAGUUUUGAACUGCAAGCUGCUUUGUUUGGAAUAAGGUAUCUGUUAUGUCUAAUUUUCUUGGUUAGGUUAAUGCAGAUGCUUUUGAUUGCAAACAAGAAAGCCUUAUUUUGAAAGUAUACACACAAAGCUAACAUAUGGGUGAUCGUUUCUCCCGAUAAGCAAUACUAACAGAAGACUUACGAACUGUGAACUCAGAGAAGGAAAGCGAAUUAAAUUUUAGGUGUUGUGGUGAAAAUGUUAAGUCACAACCUGAAACAGUGAUUGAGCACCUGGUGGGAAGGCAGGGCCAACCCAAGGGAGCUCAGGUGCAAGCAGUACACCUGAGUGACUGGAAGGGGUGGAGCCAGCAUCCACCCCUUCCCAGACCUCAUUGAAGGGUUGGCAGUGAGGGCAUCUC